Molecule: messenger RNA, 600 nt
Organism: Lasiodiplodia theobromae
Lineage: Eukaryota; Fungi; Ascomycota; Dothideomycetes; Botryosphaeriales; Botryosphaeriaceae
Product: Prefoldin subunit
Exons: 6
Coding region: 1-600 (199 amino acids)
Biological process (GO): protein folding; tubulin complex assembly; microtubule-based process
Cellular component (GO): cytoplasm; prefoldin complex
Molecular function (GO): tubulin binding
Source: RefSeq, a predicted model, not a curated record
AUGGCCACGCCCGCCCAGGGAGCAAGCAAAGAUGCUCCCACCAACCCGCGCGGCAUUCCCUACGCGCCCUUUGUCGACAAGGUCGAGGACUAUGUCACCACCCGCGACGAUGUCGAGCCCACCCUCAAGAGCUUCCAGGAGAUGAUCUCGCACGGCAGCAAAUACCAGUUCAUGCAGGUCAACACCGAGCGCCGCGCUACCGGCUUGAAGGACAAGAUUCCCGACAUCCAGAAGACGCUGGACACGGUCCGCUUCUUGAAGACGAAGAAGCCCGGCUCCGACCCCAUUGAGACGACGUUCGAGCUCAACGACACGCUCUUUGCAAAGGCCCAGAUUCCCCCCACCGAGGAGGUCUACCUCUGGCUCGGGGCAAACGUCAUGCUGGCGUACCCCAUCCCAGAGGCCGAGGAAUUGCUUGACAACAAGCUCAAGACGGCGCAGCUGAGCCUCUCCAACUGCGAGGAGGAUUUGGAUUUCCUGCGCGAGCAGAUCACUACGCUGGAGGUCGCUACCGCUCGGGUGUACAACUGGGACGUUGCCCAGCGGCGUAAGGAAAGGCUCGACACUGAGGAAGCCGAGGGCAAAAAGUCGAAGGAUUGA